AUGGACGCCAAGAAAGGCGCUUGGACCGACGAACUUGACAGAGUGCUCUGGUCUUAUCGUACAACCCCACGAGAAGCUACGAACCAGACCCUGUUUUCCUUAGCCUACGGAAUGGAAGCAAUGGCACCAGCUGAGGUCGGCAGUACAAGCCUUCGCCGAACAAUGCUCGUCCAAGACACAACACUCAACACCUAUAUGAUUAUGGACAGGCUAGAAGAGCUGGAAAAAGAACGCGACAAGGCACUUCUACGAAUACAAAACUACCAACUCGCCGCCACCAAGUACUACAACAAGAAAGUCCACAAUCGGCACUUCGACGAGGGAGAUCUUGUCUUGUGA
This is a messenger RNA of Camelina sativa (false flax), 339 nucleotides long. RefSeq lists its product as uncharacterized. NCBI's taxonomy places the organism in Eukaryota, Viridiplantae, Streptophyta, Magnoliopsida, Brassicales, Brassicaceae. The record is from RefSeq and is a predicted model, not a curated record. Gene Ontology annotation, molecular function: nucleic acid binding.